Molecule: messenger RNA, 3604 nt
Organism: Populus trichocarpa (black cottonwood)
Lineage: Eukaryota; Viridiplantae; Streptophyta; Magnoliopsida; Malpighiales; Salicaceae
Product: protein MEI2-like 1
Exons: 15
Coding region: 258-3140 (960 amino acids)
Molecular function (GO): RNA binding
Source: RefSeq, a predicted model, not a curated record
UUGUUUUGUCUCUUUUUCAAACCAAACCCCUCUCAGCUAACACAGCACCCCUCCUCUCUCUUUCUCUCAAACUCACUGAGUCACCGGACACCCAAAUCGCUCCGGGAAUUCCUUUCUAACUCCCCGGGAUUUUCACUUCCGGUUUCCGAAUCAUUUCAUAACAAAAAAAGGCAAGCAAUGAGCAGUGGGCAGAGCGAACAAUUUCGAUAGUAAAGAGAGGUUUUUGUUUAGAGUUUUUGGGUGUCUUAAGCUGCACCAUGCCGUUUGAAGUUAUGGAUCAUAGGGGUAGUGCUACGGCAUCUUCUCACUAUUUCGAGGACAUUCAUUUGCCUGCUGAGAGACAAAUUGGGUUUUGGAAUCCGAAUACAAUGCCUGAUCACCAAGGCGGGCCACUAUCAAUGCAUUAUGCAGAGUUAUCACAGUCAAUCCUAGACAGAGAUAAAAAAGAGAAGUCACUCAUUAGUGAACAAGGAGCUAAUAUGUGCGAGCAUGCAUGGAGUUCUACGGAUCAUCAUCCAAAAUCCUGGUCAAGUUUGUCAUUGCAACCGGCAUCUUAUAGCAAGGGGAGAAGUAGGGCUGAUAUCAGUGCAGCCCAGUGGGAAAACAGUCUCUUCUCAAGCUCAUUUUCUGAAAUAUUCAGCAGAAAGUUGAGGUUUUCAGGAAAUGACAUUCAUUCUCAUCAACCUGCUAAAACCAUUACUUCCUCCAACGAGGAAGAAGAGCCCUUUGAAUCUCUUGAAGAACUUGAGGCGAAAACUAUUGGAAAUCUCCUCCCUCCUGAAGAUAACAUGUUUUCUGGAGUGACUACUGAGUUGGGGCAUGAUGCUAAGAACAAUAACUUGGAUGAUCUAGAAGAUUUUGACCUGUUCAGCAGUGGCGGAGGCAUGGAAUUAGAAGGGGAAGGGGGCCAAGGAAAUUCAGGUCUCCUUGGGGGAGUUCCCAUUGGUCAAGGGCACUCUAAUGGUUCAACUGUUGUUGGACAUCCUUCUAGAACGCUUUUUGUCAGAAACAUCAAUAGCAAUGUUGAAGAUUCUGAAUUGAAGGCUAUUUUUGAGCAAUUUGGAGAUAUCCGAACUCUUUAUACAGCGUGCAAGCACCGUGGCUUUGUAAUGGUUUCUUAUUAUGAUAUAAGAGCAGCUCGAAAUGCAAUGAAUGCGCUUCAAAAUAAACCAUUGAGGUGUAGGAAACUUGACAUUCACUAUUCAAUUCCAAAAGACAAUCCAUCAGAGAAAGAUAUGAACCAGGGCACUCUAGUGGUCUUCAACCUUGAUUCCUCUAUUUCAAUUGAUGAGCUUCACCAAAUAUUUGGUGUUUAUGGGGAAAUUAAAGAGAUCCGUGAAUCCCCACAAAGGCAUCAUGAUAAAUUCAUAGAGUAUUAUGACAUUAGGGAUGCAGAUGCCGCCCUUUCUGCACUAAAUAGGAGUGACAUUGCUGGCAAGCAGAUCAAGGUUGAAUCAAGUCUCCCAGGGGGCACUAGAAGCUUGAUGCAACAGUCUGAGCAUAAGCAAACUGAACCACAUCCUUUUCAAAGGCCUUUUAAAGACUUGUUGUCUGGAUCAUUGGCCACAUUUUCUCCUGGAGUAUCAGCCUCCAGCUACAUGGAAAACAGAUCUACUCAGGUUUUACACUCUGCUAUCCCAUCACAGCUGGGUGCAUUCACUGAUCUUCAUCGGAGUUCUAGUGUUUCAAUUAACUUACCAUCUCCAGUGACAGCAAGUGCUGCCAAACAAAUCUCCAUUAGUGAAAUGAAGUUUGGCAACCAAUGUAUUCCAAGCACUCAUCCUCAUUCUUUGCCAGAGUAUCAUGAUAGUUUAGCCAAUACUAUUUCAUACAACUCUCCAGGCACUAUCAGAGACAUGCCCAGCAGUUUCACUUCCAAAGUGGCAGAAGGAAUCAACAGCUUACACAUUCAAGGAGUAGGGUCAAAUGGGCACCUGAUGGAGCUUAUUGGAGGGGUUUCUGGAUCUCCUGGAGCUGGAAGCUGUUCUCUUCCCGGGCAUCAUUAUGUAUGGAAAAAUUCCAAGUCAGGUCAGCAACAUCCUUCAAGUGGCAUGAUUUGGCCAAAUUCACCAUCAUUUGUCAAUGGUGUUCAUGCUCAUCACCUCCCACACAUGCCUGGAUUUCCUAGAGGCCGUGCAGUUAUGCUGAACUCUGCACCUGCACCCCAUCACAUUGGAUCAGCACCAGCUGUUAAUCCUUCUCUGUGGGAGAGGCAGCACACAUUUUCUGGGAAGUCUCCUGAAACUUCUAGUUUUCACUUGGGUUCUCUUGGGAGUGUGGGUUUUCCUGGUAGCUCUCCACCACAUCCAGUGGAAAUUGCCUCCCACAACAUUUUCUCCCAUGUUGGUAGAAGUUGUAUGGACAUGACUAAAGGCACCGUCCUGCCCUCUUCUCCACAGAUGUGCCACAUGUUCCCUGGGAGGAACUCAAUGAUUGCAAUGCCAGCUUCAUUUGGUUCUCAUGAGCGUGUGCGGAAUCUCUCACAUCGUAGAAUAGAAUCUAAUUCAAACCAUUCAGAUAAGAAACUAUAUGAACUUGAUACUGAUUGCAUAUUGCGUGGCGAAGACAGCCGAACCACAUUGAUGAUAAAGAAUAUUCCAAACAAAUAUACUUCAAAGAUGCUUCUGGCUGCAAUUGAUGAUCAAUGCCGAGGAACCUAUGAUUUUAUUUACUUACCAAUUGACUUCAAGAACAAAUGCAAUGUGGGCUAUGCAUUCAUCAACAUGAUUGAUCCUCAACAGAUCAUUCCAUUCCAUAAGGCGUUCAAUGGCAAAAAGUGGGAGAAGUUCAAUAGUGAAAAAGUAGCAUCUCUUGCAUAUGCUCGGAUUCAGGGAAAAGCUGCUCUUAUUGCGCAUUUCCAGAAUUCAAGCUUGAUGAGUGAGGAUAAACGUUGUCGUCCUAUACUCUUUCAUACUGAUGGUCCGAACGCUGGUGAUCCGGAACCAUUCCCUAUGGGUACUCAUAUUCGAUCUAGGUUGGGUAAACCUCAAUCCACUGGCAACGAGGAGAACCACCAUAGUAGGAGCCCGUCCACUUUGGCAAAUGAAGAGGACUCUCCAAAUGGAAUACACUCUACCUCGGGUUCUGAUUAUGUGGUUUUCUUUGGCCAAGACACUAACCCGAACCCUGUACGGGUGUAAAUCGUCUUAUCCACCCCAGCUCUGUAGAUUAGGGGUGACCUGACUAGUGACAACUCCCUUUUUGGCUAUAUAGACUCAUUUGACCAAGUUCUGAAUGCCAUAGUGCAUCUUCAGCAUCAGGUGGGUUCAGAAUUUUCUUUGUUCCCGCAAAAUUUUUCCCAUCUAGCCUAAUUAUGAUUAUAGAGAAUGUGGCUUAACUAGGCCUCAAAUUUUGGAUAAUCGAAUCAUGUACAGAAGCUCCCUGGUUGUGCACCAGAGGAGGUAUCUCUGUUUUUGUUCAUUUUUGGACCUCUGUAAUUUCAUUUUCCCCCAUAUAUUUUGGGGUUCCCUGGUGGAUCUGUUACUGUUCUAGGCCAAAUGUGGUUGCUAAAGGAGAGCCAUCGCCCAUUAAUGUAUCCCGAUUGUAGAAAUUUUUUAUGUGCUCAGAGUGCUGUUAAUGAUAAUAUUAUUUAUUUGGCGUUCAA